Sycon ciliatum is the source of this 2056-nucleotide messenger RNA. Its product is annotated as drebrin-like protein. NCBI's taxonomy places the organism in Eukaryota, Metazoa, Porifera, Calcarea, Leucosolenida, Sycettidae. The record is from RefSeq and is a predicted model, not a curated record. The transcript has 12 exons. Gene Ontology annotation, cellular component: lamellipodium; postsynaptic membrane; actin filament. Gene Ontology annotation, biological process: positive regulation of axon extension; regulation of actin filament polymerization; postsynaptic actin cytoskeleton organization. Gene Ontology annotation, molecular function: actin filament binding. Bases 133 to 1581 code for a protein of 482 amino acids.
GGAAUUACUCUGUGCUUCUGUGCUCGUACCGGUACUUCCAGUCCAUUUCUUGUUGUGUUUCGGAUCUUCCUUGUCCUCUCGGCACCCUUCCUUGGCUUGCUGUGAUCCGAAUAGUUGUCCAAGGCUGUGAAAAUGGCGUGCGAUUUGAAAAAGAACAAAGAUGCCAUGCAGGAGGCAUUCGAGGAUGUCCGCAGCGAUUCUGACAAUGAUUGGGUUGUCUUUGGUUAUGAAAAGGACAAUCGCACGCUGAAGGUCAACGAAACCGGAGAGGAUGGAUAUGACGAGAUGGUUGAUGAGCUGGGUGAGACCAAGGCGGUGUACGCCAUCAUCAAGCUGAAGGACCCCAACUCCGGCUUGCCCAAGAUGCUGCAGGUCAACUGGCUGCCCGACGGCCUGCCCGCUGCUGUAAAGGCGGUCGUUAGCCGGCACGUGAUGGACGUGGAGCGAUUCUUUCCCGGCGUGCACGUACGCCUGAAUGCCCGAUAUGACGACGAUGUCACUGAGAAAGUACUGCUGGACAGAAUCUCCAAGGCAUCCGGUGCCAACUACGGCAUCCACAAGGAAAAGAAGAAGGACUACGGUCCCGUUGCAAAGACUGGCACUAACUACGUCAAGACGGACGCUACCAAGGAGGUGGACGUCAAGAAGCGUAACGAGUACAUGAACAAACAGCAUCAAGAAGAUGAGAGACGCAAGGAGGAAGACAUCAAGCGUCAGGCCGCCGACCGUGCCGUCGCCGACAAGGAGAGGAGAGCACGCGAGGACAAAGAGGCGGCUGCUCGUAAUUCGACAGCUGACCGCAAGGCAAAGGAGGUGCAGGCCAGAAAAGAUGCUGAGGUGGCUGAGCGAAAGCGUGAAGAGGAGGAGGCUCGUGAGAGAUGGCGUGCAGAGCAGGCUGAAGAAGCAGAGCGCAUGACGGAAGCAGAGCAGUCCGCAGAAGACGAUAAGAAGCGCCAAUGGGAAGAGGAGCGUGAAAGAAUUUCUGGCUGCAAGUCGUCCACCAUGACCGAUGAGGACCGUGAGGAUGCUUGGCAGCAGGAGAAGGAACGCGUCUGGGAAGAGGAGCGUGAACGAAUCCGCCUGCAGCGUGCCGAGCAACAAUGCGAUGAUGGACAGGACGAGGACGAGAAAAGGGUCGCAAAGGCUGCUGCCUGGGAGGAGGAGAGAGCGGCAAUUUCCGCUCAUGUGCGCACUGGACACCAGCAAGAGGAAGAAGCCGAACCACAGCAAGAGUAUCAAGAGGAGCCCCAGCAGUACCAGGAAGAAGAACAGCAGUAUCAGGAGGAGCCCGAGCAACAAGAAUACCAGGAGGAGCCCCAGCAACAAGAAUACCAGGAGGAGCCCCAGCAACAAGAAUACCAAGAGGAAGCUCUUCCAUCUGAGCCAGAGGCCGCGGCUGGCAGCGGUGUCACCUGCCGCGCACUGUAUGACUAUCAAGCCGAGGAUGACACCGAGGUCAACAUCGACCCAGAAGAGAUCAUCACCGACGUCGACCAAUCCGAUGCCAACUGGUGGGUGGGCACCAACUCGCGCGGUGAGCGUGGCAUGUUCCCAUCCAACUACGUUGAAGUGUGUGAAUAACUGUCGUUCGCUCUCUAUGUCGCCGUGCUUGGCGACACGCUGGUGUUAGCUGCUUGCUGUCCGUUACCCGUCGGCUGCUUGCUUUGUUUGGUGUUCUGUUUGUUCAUAGUCCUAGCUUAUGUCCCUAUCCGUCUAACGCGUCUCUCGUUGAUCCCCUUAAUCCUGCUGCCUUUGCUUGCAUUGCUGCAGGCAUAUCCCUACCUGUUGCCAGACGGGCAUUCUUCAAGUUAGUUAUUUUCUAUUCUAUUUUCCCUUUUUUUAUAUUGAUUGUUAAUCACUCUACAAGUAGAUGUUAAAUCAUGUGACCAUGGAUUUGCUUAGAAUGUAACUGCUCUGCCAGUCGACUUCUUGUCGUGGUGUUGCGCUAUCAGCUGAGAUUACUCUGUGAAUAACCCAUACGAAGUCAAUGCCAUUGCUCAGGUCAAGCCCUGAUAAUAUAACCUCCGAGACUGAGGAAACGUCAUGUAUCAUUCAA